GAUAUCUUUGAAGAUUUCCCUCGAAUACGUUACCAUUAACAGCUUUUUAGCUUCUCGAAUAAUUUGAAAUGGCUUUCGCUCAGCUUUUAGGCACAGGGAUAAUUUUAUCAUUGAUUUUGACAAUUGCCGAAGCCACUCGUCGUCUUUAUUUUCACCCCCUAGCUCAUAUUCCAGGGCCCAAACUUGCCGCACUUACCUGGUGGUAUGAGUCCUACUUUGACGUUAUUCAGCCAGGACAAUACGUCUUUAAAAUACAAACCUCCAUAAACAAUAUGGUAAGGUGGAAGAAGAAUUGUGUAUUGAUCAUUGCUGAGCUCGAAAUUACAAAAGGACCUAUCCUCCGAAACACUCCAGAUGAGCUCCAUAUACAGGAUGUUGGCUUUCUAGAUACUGUUUACGCUCCAUCUGCGUCGCCCAGAAAUAAAUAUGAAUAUCAACUUCGAACUCUGAGAAUUCCAGGAGGCGUGAGAACGACAGCUCGUUACGACCUCCACAAGAAGCGACGCGCUGCGUUGAGCCCCUUUUUCAGCAAACGAAAUGUUCUACACCUUGAACCACUGAUCAACAAGAAAGUGGAACAGCUUUAUCAAAUGAUUGAUAAACAUGCCAAAGAACAGUCGCCCGCCAAUUAAUCAGAUUUGCUCUUUGCCUUUUCCAAUGAUGUCGUCACAAACUUCUUAUUCAACCAUCAAGUUGAUGUUCUAUCAGAUGAGACUAGGGCUGUGGAACUUCGACAUAAUAGCCAUCAGCUUCUGAUGGGCAUCAAUAUAAAUAAGCAUCUACCUUCAAUUCCGGACUUCUCAGAAUCCCUUUCAUUAUCGAUAAGCAAACCAAUCAUGCCCCGGGUUUAAUAGAUAUGCAUGCGCCUUUUGAUGGUCCGCACCGAAUUGACCGAUAUCAUGAGCUCGAAGCCAUCCGAAGUUAGCAGUGAGAAGCUUUUGGGCCCAACGAAGAAAGAGUCUGUGUUCGCCUCAAUACUUGACAGUGCUAUUCUACCACCAACAGAAAAGACCUUGCUUCGUCUCCAACAGGAAGGAUCACUUUCGGUUUUAGCUGGGACCGAAUCACCCGCCCAAACACUCAAAAUAAUCUUCUACCAUCUACUUACAAAUCCAGCCAUUAUCGCGAAGCUUCGGGCUGAACUCGAUACGGCUCCAACACCUACUUCCUGGGCAACACUUGAGCACCUCCCAUAUCUCUCCGCAGUUAUUGACGAAGGAAAUCAUCUAUCUUUCGGUGUCACAGCUAGAACGGCUCGUAUCGCAGAUGAGCAAUUGACCUAUACUCCUUCCUCUCAUGUUACAUCGACGACAAACAAAGGCACAUUUUACAAGAUCCCUACGGGUACACCUAUUAGCAUAACAACGUUGAGCGCCCACACAGCCGAGACUGUUUUUCCAGAUCCCUUUGUGUUUGAUCCGGAGCGCUGGCUUGGUGACGAGGGUCGCGAACGCCGCAAGUAUCAAAUGGCGUUCGGUAAAGGUGGUCGUGUCUGCAUCGGCAUUGAGCUUGCUCGCGCGGAACUAUAUCUUGUUACGGCUGCUCUGGUUAUUAGGUUUGAUAUGAAGUUGUUUGAAACGGAUGAUAGUGAUGUGGGUUUUCUUUGCGACUAUCAAGUCGCAAUGCCGAAGUUGGAUUCGAAAGGGGUUCAAGUGAUGGCAAAAGCUUUUGCGUGAGUGGAGCUGUGAGAGGGCAUUAAUUUCAUGUCUAUGUACUCAACUUGGCAGGAUCAGCAUGUCAUCAGGCGUAGUCAGGCCAUAAGAAUUGUGAAUGUUCUCACACUCAGUGUAUAAAUCCAUAAGACAACAGAAUCCUUUUCGCUGCAUAACAUUCUUGAAAUAUUCUUUUGGACAUUCUGAACUUUUGGGGGGGAAAUAAACAAUAAAUUAUACAUUGAGAUAUAUAGAGACUAUAAUAUGAAAGGCAGAAAGAUGCAUUGUGUUUUUAGAAAGCGAAAUUUGAAAGACA
Molecule: messenger RNA, 1968 nt
Organism: Botrytis cinerea B05.10
Lineage: Eukaryota; Fungi; Ascomycota; Leotiomycetes; Helotiales; Sclerotiniaceae
Exons: 3
Coding region: 861-1676 (271 amino acids)
Molecular function (GO): heme binding; iron ion binding; monooxygenase activity
Source: RefSeq, a predicted model, not a curated record